This is a messenger RNA of Porites evermanni, 945 nucleotides long. NCBI's taxonomy places the organism in Eukaryota, Metazoa, Cnidaria, Anthozoa, Scleractinia, Poritidae. The record is from the annotation of a GenBank genome assembly.
AUGGCUGAGACAGGAGUUGCAUUCUCUGGUGGUGGUAUACGGUCAGCGGCAUUCUGCUCAGGGGUUCUGCGCAGGCUCUUACAACGCAAAACUAAGAUUGACUACCUGAGUUGCGUGUCAGGGGGCGGUUACACAGGCACAGCCUACCUGGAUUGGAAAUAUCGGAAUGGCAAGAAGGACGAUCCAAAAUGGCAUCAGGAAUUCUUCGACUACAUGAGAGAAAAUGCAGGGCUGAUGUGCAACUGGCAGAAACCCUUCAAAGGAAUUUUAGACACAGUGAUACUGCUAUCGCUGAUGAUACUAGUUUGCGUCAUAAUGCCCAUCAUUGUGUGGGGUUCUUACCUCAUACCACUGACGUACGUGGUGGAUUAUCUCUUUGGCGAUCUCCUCCGUGCAGAGGAUGAAUGUGAUCGUAAUUCUACAGCCGUCGUUCCACCUCCCAAGCGUCGCCCAGCUGGAAAAAAGCCACCAAAACCCUGCAGGCUCGAAGCAGGCUCCGAAGCUUAUAACAGAGUCGCUAUGUUUGCUUCACUUAUGGCCCUAUUUAUCAUUUUCUACUUUCUGGCAAAGAAAGUUCGAAGGUUUCGGGGUGUGUUUUACUUUGUGUCAUCUUUUUGUGGCCUUCUGUUUGCUUUCACAUUUAUUCCCUAUUUUAUUUACUAUUUUUUUGAUCGCACCUCGAAUUUUCUGCAGUCUCUCGUCUUUCUUCUAAGUAUUGUGGUGUGGAUCUUCUUUCCGGUUCUCAGGAGUAGGUCUUCCUUGGUUGUUAUCGUGUAUUGGUAUUCGUACGCGAUAUACUGGAAAGUUUACGAAUUAAGCGUGUUUAAUUUGGAUUAUUCCGAUUCCCUUUACUAUCGCCUCCUGUUUGGCUCAGGAUUCGUGUUAUGGAUCGUGCCUGCUUUAGGAGCGCUUCAGCAGCGACUUGUAUACGUCUUUAACAGGUAA